UGCCGUGUAGUAGAUGAACUUUGAUUAGAGAGACGAGCGUAAUGAAUAUUCAUGCACGGCGCCGUUUCUCAUCUCCAGAGUAUUUUGCAUACUUUCCUGUUUCAGGUCCUGGGCUCGGCCGACUGAACUUUAAGCUUCGGAAUGCUGUGUUUAUCUCGCAGAUAUAGCUGCGUAUAGUCUGGCUAUGUUGCUCUAAACCGUUUUACUCUAUGCUUCUCCAUAAAUGCCUUCAUAUUUCCACUGUUUGGUGCGUGGAAAAUGAUCGAUCAGCUCUACCAACCUUAUCCAGUUGCCGUGCUCUGUUUAUAACAGGAUCAUUACAGAGAGAGGGGGAAACAUGCCAGUUAAAGACCCUCUUAUCGAGACGCUGAAAGUGUGUAUUUUGCAGCUCCAGGCUGAAGGAACAGUGACAGACUCCAGCCCUCAUUUGGCCACUUGCUGUGAGUUGCUGGAGCUCAUUCUGCGUAAAGGACUGCAGCAGCCAGUACUGAGCUUGACACACAGAGACUAUUGGUAUUGUUUUGAGCAGCUACUGCAACAUGACACAUGUGGCAGGCUCAGUGCAGUCUCUUUAGCAGUGCAGAAAACCACGGCCUGUCCCAAGCUCUUGACCGCUCAGGGCCGUGGUCGCUUCUUCAUACGGCUAAUGCUGGCCAAGAGAACUUUGGAAAAUGCAGUCAAGCAUGUGUUACACACAGGCAGGGUCAUGGAGUGGUAUAGUCCUGAAACUUCUGUGUUGAGGAAUGAGAAAUUUGUAGAGCCUUUUCUCUCGCUGUGUCUGGUUCUCUCUGAAAUUAAGUUCAAGCUCAACAUAGAGAACUGCAGCUUCCUAGAUGAGAGCUGGCUACUUCCAGUGUGUGAAACCUAUGAGGCCGUGCCAUGUCGCGAGUUGGGGAUGGUUCUCAGGUACCUGGAUGGACGUGUGUUUGUGUUGGAACUGCUUCACGGUGGAAUGGCUCAGGUGGAUAUGUUUGCAGAGCCUGGUGACAUCAUUGAUGAAAUUAAUGGGAUAUCGCUGAGGAAUUCCAGCAAUGGCCAGGCAGGUGUGGUGCUGUCCAGGCUGAAGGGUCAGCCUCUGUCUCUCCGGCUACUGCGUUGGAGAUGCAAGGAUGGGGCCAUGUAUCGUCCAUUGGUGCCAUUGUUACGGCAGCUGAAACAGGAAAACCCCUUGCUCCAGUUCAGCUCAGCUCCACAGCCCAGUCCUGCAGCGCAGCGACAGAGCCAGAGCCAGAGCCAGUGUGUGAAAGAGGGCCGGAUCCUGUAUGCUCUGCAGCUCUUAGGGAAAACAAACAUAGGAAUGUAUGGAGGGAAGGAGGUGUUGCAGCAUGCCAUUCCUGCCGUGCUGCGAAUGAGGCAGAAUAGCAAGGAGGUGCUGUUGGAUGUGAAGGAGACUCACAUGACCUGCACUGAUAAAUCCAAUAAACAGCAGCUCUUCCAGCAUCACUUUCCUGAGAUCUCAUGCGUGGGGAGGUUUGGCCAGCCAGACUUCACCAUCUUUGCUUUCUGCGUAGUGGACACUCCAGACACAGGCCAGCCAAAAGGAUUCUGCUGUGUGGUUCUACAGGCGACGUCCAGCACCGAAUGUGAGGAGCUCGUCCAUCGUAUAGCUGCUGGCUUUAAAAACACAGAGUGGUUUGUUUGAGAACUGUGACACUGUUGGAAAGUUUCCAUGUUUUCUUGCAGGACUAUUACUUUCUGUUUACUAUUUUUAUUAACGCUAGCCUACAUGCAUCUUAAACAUUUCUUGAAAACGUAUUGUACUGUAAGAUGUAACUUUUGUAUGAGAAAUUCUAUGACAAAGUAUUGUAAUCCCAGUUUGUUACUCGUUCAUUACAUUGUUUUAGUAAAAAAGAAUAAUAAAAGGCCUGACUAUUUCUGAUUACAUUGUUUUUACACUGUAAUUAUACCUGGGGCAACGCUGGCUAGUACAGCCUAAAAUUAUACUGAAAUAAAAACAAUAUUGCAUCAAUUAAAUACUGACUCAUACGUAUAAGUAGCUAAAGCAACAAUAGGAAAAACUUAAGUAGUAAUAAAAGCUCAAAGUGAGAAUGGAGAGCUCAUCUGCUGAACCAACAACAGAGUGAAAUUAAACCAGGGAAGGAAAUUAAGAACAAAAUGGGAAGGACAGAAAAAGAAACCAGGGAAAAAACGAUUCCUUAUGACAAAUAUACUUACAGUAGAAGUUGGAGGGCACUCAGAAAACUACAAAUCCAGUGUAUUUAAGUUCACAUUUCUGAGUAAAUGGCUCACUUAUCUCAGUUACUACUGUCUUCUGCCUCCAGGUGACAGAAUUAGAUUAAGGAAAUCUGGGGUUCAGGGUAAUGAUGCUCUCUCUGAAGUGCUUGUGGAAGGCAUAUGAUUAUCUCAUAAGUGAUUAAAAACAUUUUUUACAGUGGAGGCGUGUAUUUAAUUUGAGAAAUGUAAUAUAGACUCAGAGCAAAAGUGUAAAAGUUACUUUAAAAACGAAUGGUUGUGGACAUUUCAAACUUUCUGCUCUCUCUCUCUCUAAAAACUUUCUUUCUCUUUUCCUUCUUUUGGUUUAAAUGGAAUGGAGGCCCAAUUGCCUGUUUUUAUUUUUCUCCCUUCUCAGCUUCUGACAGCAGUAUGUCAACAUUUUGUCUUUUUAUCUCAAAAAAUUCCUGUUGAGAAAAAACAAAAGACAGAGAGGAUUGAAUGUUUUGUGGGUUCUGGUGGUUUUGUAAAAUUGUUUAAAGAUUAGUAAUAGUACUUAGUGUUUUCCUUAUGGGUUGAUGUCACCAGUGAAAGGAUCUGAAUGGUUUAACAGCCCUGCUGGGGGAAAAAAAAAAUAAAAACAGCUCAGAGCAGCAAAGAUUUCAUGCUGGUUUCUGUUGGUCUGGUGCUGGUGUAGCUGGUCACCCAGCUUCCGAAACACAGCAUAAUGCAGCUUCCAUUGCUGCAGACCAGCAUACCAGCGUCCAAAAUAACUGACAGAUUAUAGACACAUUUUAUAGUUUUCUGAUGUGGUGUUUAUAAAGGAAACUAGUGGUCUCCAACCUUUAAGCCAAUAUCCAUUAGAAAGCAAAACCGUCACCUUUUAUUUUUUAUGGUUCUAAAGGUCUUUUCCAGCGGGCUACAUUUUCCUUGCAGUCACAAUUUCUAUUCAGAAUGUUGUGUAGUACAGGACUGUUUUAUUAUUGUUUCAUAAAUUUUGAAAAAUUAACAGAAUUCCCAUUUAAUCCCUUGCCAGGGAACCGAAAUAAUGCUCAAAUAAUUGCCUUUUUUUCAAACAUUGACAUUAUUUUGAAAGAAUAAAAUAUUUUCACUAACUCAAGAAAUUUUGAUAUUAUUAUUAUUAUUAUUAUUGUUGUGUUGUUUUCAUGCUUUAUGGAACAAUGUAUAAUGUACCUACAAAAUAAUUUACAGUUUAACAACAGCUGAGGGCACAAGAGCAUUUUCAAGGUCCUCUUUAAAAACAAAACAAAAACAGAGGUUUAUUUCGAUCAUUUACAUUUGUGUACAGAAUUGGUCAAAUAUAACUGUAAAUUCACAAUAAAGACCUUAUCUUGAA
Molecule: messenger RNA, 3529 nt
Organism: Pygocentrus nattereri (red-bellied piranha)
Lineage: Eukaryota; Metazoa; Chordata; Actinopteri; Characiformes; Serrasalmidae
Exons: 16
Coding region: 338-1642 (434 amino acids)
Molecular function (GO): protein binding
Source: RefSeq, a predicted model, not a curated record